This is a messenger RNA of Oncorhynchus nerka (sockeye salmon), 3574 nucleotides long. RefSeq names its product polypyrimidine tract-binding protein 3-like. The record is from RefSeq and is a predicted model, not a curated record. The coding region runs from base 1582 to 2919 and encodes 445 amino acids. Gene Ontology annotation, molecular function: mRNA binding. The transcript has 11 exons. NCBI's taxonomy places the organism in Eukaryota, Metazoa, Chordata, Actinopteri, Salmoniformes, Salmonidae. Gene Ontology annotation, cellular component: nucleus. Gene Ontology annotation, biological process: regulation of RNA splicing; mRNA processing.
AUAUAGCCUCCACAUUGACUCUGUACCAGUACCCCCUGUAUAUAGCCUCCACAUUGACUCUGUACCGGUACCCCCUGUAUAUAACCUCCACAUUGACUCUGUACUGGUACCCCCUGUAUAUAACCUCCACAUUGACUCUGUACCGGUACCCCCAGUAUAUAGCCUCCACAUUGACUCUGUACCGGUACCCCCUGUAUAUAGCCUCCACAUUGACUCUGUACCAGUACCCCCUGUAUAUAGCCUCCACAUUGACUUGGUAUCGGUACCCCCUGUAUAUAGCCUCCACAUUGACUCUGUACCGGUACCCCCUGUAUAUAGCCUCCACAUUGACUUGGUAUCGGUACCCCCUGUAUAUAGCCUCCACAUUGACUCUGUACCGGUACCCCCUGUAUAUAGCCUCCACAUUCACUCUGUACCGGUACCCCCUGUGUAUAGCCUCCACAUUGACUUGGUACCGGUACCCCCUGUAUAUAGCCUCCACAUUGACUCUGUACCGGUACCCCCUGUAUAUAGCCUCCACAUUGACUCUGUACCGGUACCCCCUGUAUAUAGCCUCCACAUUGACUCUGUACCCGUACCCCCUGUAAAUAGCCUCCACAUUGACUCUGUACCGGUACCCCCUGUAUAUAGCCUCCACAUUGACUCUGUACCGGUACCCCCUGUAUAUAGCCUCCACAUUGACUCUGUACCGGUACCCCCUGUAUAUAGCCUCCACAUUGACUCUGUACCGGUACCCCUUGUAUAUAGCCUCCACAUUGACUCUGUACCGUAACACCCUGUAUAUAGUCUCCACAUUGACUCUGUACCGUAACACCCUGUAUAUAGUCUCCACAUUGACUCUGUACCGGUACCCCCCUGUAUAUAGCCUCCACAUUGACUCUGUACCGGUACCCCCUGUAUAUAGCCUCCACAUUGACUCUGUACCGUAACACCCUGUAUAUAGUCUCCACAUUGACUCUGUACCGUAACACCCUGUAUAUAGUCUCCACAUUGACUCUGUACCGGUACCCCCUGUAUAUAGCCUCCACAUUGACUCUGUACCAGUACCCCCUGUAUAUAGCCUCCACAUUGACUCUGUACCGGUACCCCCUGUAUAUAGCCUCCACAUUGACUUGGUAUCGGUACCCCCUGUAUAUAGCCUCCACAUUGACUCUGUACCGGUACCCCCUGUAUAUAGCCUCCACAUUGACUCUGUACCGGUACCCCCUGUAUAUAGCCUCCACAUUGACUCUGUACCGGUACCCCCUGUAUAUAGCCUCCACUCCCCUGUGUAUAGCUUUGUUAUUGUAUAGUGUUACUUUUUUAACACGCUGCUGUCUUCUGAAACAAAACAUGGUCGAUCACUACGCAGCAUCAUUCUCAUCCAACAGUCUCACGUUCCACGUUACGUUAAUGAAGUGAGAUCAGGGCAGACAAAAUACCACGUUCAAAAUUAUUGAAUUGAGAUGACAUUUUCUGUUAACACUAAUAUCACCCCUACUACGUUUUCCUUUUCCGUUUCCCCAAAAUCUCUGUCUUGUACUAAGUGUCUAGCAUGAGUGUCUUUGUGUUCCCUCCCUAACCAACCAGGCUUUUAUAGAAAUGGCUUCUGAAGAGGCAGCGAUCACCAUGGUGAACUACUACACCACAGCAACACCUCACGUACGCAACCAGCCGGUCUACAUCCAGUACUCCAACCACCGCGAGCUCAAGACAGACAACCUGCCCAAUCAGGGGAGAGCUCAGGCAGCGUUGCAGGCGGUCAACGCAGUGCAUUCUGGGAAUAUGGCGUUGGGCGGUUCAGCAUCGGGCAGUGAUGGAGCCUUGAUGCCAGGACAGAGCCCCGUGCUGCGCAUCAUUGUAGAAAACCUCUUCUACCCUGUAUCACUAGAGGUCCUACACCAGAUCUUCUCUAAGUUCGGGACGGUCCUGAAGAUCAUCACUUUCACCAAGAACAACCAGUUCCAGGCCCUGCUACAAUAUGCUGACCCGAUGAAUGCCCACCAUGCCAAAGUGACUUUGGAUGGCCAGAACAUCUAUAACGCGUGCUGCACUCUGCGUGUGGAGUUCUCCAAGCUGACCAGCCUGAAUGUGAAGUACAACAACGACAAGAGCCGAGACUUCACCCGCCUGGACCUUCCCUCCGGAGACGGACAGCCCACCAUGGACCCUGCUAUGACCGCCGCCUUCGGUGCUCCAGGUAUCAUCUCUUCGCCUUAUGCUGGGGCAGCAGGUUUUUGCCCCACGAUCGGAUUCUCCCAAGCAGGUCUGUCCAUGCACACGAUGGCAGGAAUGGGACCCCUGGUCUCGGGACGGAUGACCCUGCACGGCAUGGCGCCCACCGCCGUUCACUCUGUUCUCCUUGUCUCCAACCUCAACCCCGAUAGCAUAUCACCACACGAACUGUUCAUCCUAUUUGGGGUGUAUGGUGAUGUGCAUCGGGUCAAGAUUCUGUUCAACAAGAAAGAGAAUGCCUUAAUCCAGAUGGCCGACGCUACUCAGGCUCAGCUUGCAAUGUCCCACCUGAACGGCCAGCGGCUGCACGGCAAGGUGAUCAGAGUGACCAUCUCUAAGCACCAGACGGUCCAACUGCCCAGGGAGGGACAGGAAGACCAGGGCCUCACUAAAGACUUCAGCGGCUCCCCGCUACACCGCUUCAAGAAGCCUGGAUCCAAGAACUUUCAGAACAUCUUCCCUCCCUCUGCCACCCUCCAUCUAUCCAACAUCCCCCCGUCUGUAACAGAGGACGUCCUAAAGGACCUUUUCUCUGGACCUGGAUACACAGUCAAGGCCUUCAAGUUCUUCCAGAAAGACCGGAAGAUGGCUCUGAUCCAGUUGGGUUCAGUGGAGGAGGCCAUCCAGGCCCUGAUCGACCUCCACAACCACGACCUGGGAGAGAACCAUCACCUCCGCGUGUCCUUCUCCAAGAGCACCAUCUGACCCGCCUGAACCCCCACUUCCCCACCCCUAAGGCCCCACUCCUGGGCUGGGCUAGCGGGAGUGAGGGACAGAAUGACCCACUUUGACUUAAAAACAACAGACAAUUGACUAGUUUAGAUGAUAUUGUUGAGUAAUAGACUACUGUAAUGCAAGGCCUUCAGAUAGAGACAGAGCUGGUCUGGAAGGAGUGAUGGUUGAUUUAUUCAGGGCAGGGAAGAGAACAGAGAGUCGGGAUGAGUUGGCAUGGUGCAUCAUUAAAUCCUUAAAUAGGACCCUAACCCACGGGAUGGGAGAGAGGUAUUCAACUCUCCUUUAUCUGGCAUUAUAGGACCCUAACCCACAGGAUGGGAGAGAGGUAUUCAACGCUCUUGGGAGGUUUCUGCCAAGUAUAUCACAGACACACCAAUCAUUGAAUACUUGACACUUAGCCCUGCUAUACAAUCAAGUUGCACAAUAUGCAUGAGUUAUGAAAGCUCACCUGCAACUCACCACCUACAGACCCACCACCUACAGACCCACCUACAGACCCACCUACAGACCCACCACCUACACACCCACCUACAGACCCACCACCUACAGACCCACCUACAGACCCACCACCUACAGACCCACCUACAGACCCACCACCUACGGACCCACCACCUACAGACCCACC